Molecule: messenger RNA, 2453 nt
Organism: Anolis carolinensis (green anole)
Lineage: Eukaryota; Metazoa; Chordata; Lepidosauria; Squamata; Anolidae
Gene: c4h8orf76
Product: chromosome 4 C8orf76 homolog
Exons: 6
Coding region: 12-1220 (402 amino acids)
Molecular function (GO): protein binding
Source: RefSeq, a predicted model, not a curated record
CAAGAAGUUCUAUGUUCAUGACUCCAGGAGUGAGUCUUCCAGCCACAAUGGAGCUACCUUUGGGCUUCCAAUUUGAAGAAUCAGUUUUCGAAGGUGGCUGCCGAGAGAAAAAAGCUCUCCUGACUUCUUCCCUUGCCUCCAGCUAUUCUGCAAGAUGCUGUGAGCCAGAGUGGUUUUGCGAGGAAACGAACAGCGAAGACGAUGCUGAAAAUGUCAAUAUAAAAAAAUUCAGAGGGGAUUUGGCCUAUCAGCGACAAGAAUUUGAGAAGGCUCUAUGUGAAUAUUCUGGCUGCUUGAAACUACUUCCUUCCAGCAAUCUUGCCAUGAGAAGAGACGUAUUGGAGAGCCAGGCUCGCUGCUUGUCUUGUCUGGGGAGACACAAGGAAGCCUUGGAGGUUGCAGAAACCCUGAGAAGCAAAGCAACAAAUACUGACCAGAUAGCCGCCAUCCUUUGCCUGCAGCUGGCCAUUUACCGCAGUCUAGAGCACACCGAAAGCAUAAUCGGGUGCCUCCAGCAACUCAUUACGUUACACCCUUUCCACCCGAGGCACUGGAAGCUGCUUGCCGAGGCUUACAUGAGCCUUUUGCAGUCUCCAUCCACGGCAGAAGCUGAUUUCUUGCAAUCUGACAGCUCAGCUGCAGAUAGGAGUUUUCUCCAGGUUUUGCCAAAUGAAGCCAACAUCCUGCUCUGCAAAAAUCACAGCUGGAGAAAGGAUGCCUCUCUGCCUUUUACUCCAGAAAGAGAUGGCAGAUGUGCAUCUUGUGAAGAAAGCCAAACUGUACAAGGACCUAUGACUGCUCUGGGAAAAUCAGAGGCACAGCAUGCAAUGAAGAAAACUCUGUGUUCUUCCAUGGGACAGGAAGGCUCCCAAAACAUUGGGAUAUAUUCGUGUGCUGCUUUCAUUAGAGCAAGGCUCUUGUUUCAGCUCCUACAGUCGAACCAAUCUUCCUUUGCUUUAGAGAGAAACCUAAAAGCACAGCAGGAAAUUGAAGACAAAGUAGCGUCCUUUGGGUUAAAGGAAGAUGUCUUGUCCUUGAUAACUGAGAUGAUGGGAGAGGAUAUUGUUCCUGAAAAGCUGAAGGAGGAUGCCCAGGGAGAGGUGAAGUGCCUGGGUGCUUCGGCCUUGAUGGCCUUCUUGACUCCGUCAACUGUGGAAUUUGAAGAAAAGUGGUUCCAAAAACUCAGAGAUUCCUUCUCUCACAUGGAGCACCACAUAUGACACCAAAUGGCUGUAUUGUGAUUGUUCUGUUUUUCUUUUUCUCUUGGCUUUCCAAUGCUCUCCAGGGAAAGACUUAUUUUAAGUUCAUCCCAUCUGAACCUGAGUUUCCUUUUCCCAGUGUGUGUCUGUUCCGUUCACCCCAGAGUGCCUUGGCCAAGGGAGCAACUGGGGAAUUUCUUUGGACACGGAGCUUGGCAAAAGACCAAUAUUUCCCUCAUUAGGACUUGUGUCCAUUUGUUUUUGUUGUCCUCGGCACAACAGACCUUUUAUGAAUGGCAAGAUGCCCAGGGUUAAGAGGUGAUGAAUGUCUGUCCUUGCUGUCUUUCAGCUUUGCUUUUGAUCUUUCCAGCCAACCCCAUUGUCUCUUGGGAGAGGUGACGAAAAGGGGUUGUUUUUUUUUUGUAAUAAAGUAAACACAUCCUUUCUAUACAACCUCAGGUACUUUCAUAACCUUCAAAGCAUUCAUUCCAUAAAAUUGACUGUCCUAGUAAAGUCAGACAAAACUAGACUUAAUGUCAGGGAAAAACCUUACCUUUACUUAAGAAGGGAAUUCAAUUUGUAAUUAUUGUCUGACCAUAUAGUACUUUUAAAAUACCAUACAUAAUAUUUAAUUUCAUGGCAAAAAGUACAAUGGUAUCAUAUAAUGUAUGCAAUGCACCUUAUGUUCCUAAAGUAACAAAGUUGUUUUCAAUUUUUAAAAGAUAAUGGCUAUGAUGCUGUAUCACAAUCUACCUUGCAUAAAUUUGUGCAUAUAUAGCCAAGAAUGGCAAAGAUAUGUAUUACGACAGUGGCAAGCUCUACUAGUGCCAAGUGGCACUUUCUAGUUGGUGCAUUGGGAAUACAAAAUACACAACAAUGUUCAAUGCACAGUAAUUACUUCACUGCAACCCUUUGCAAAACUCAAUUCUGAUUCCUGCAGUUUGAAGUCCACUUACAUAGAUAUGUCCCAUAUUGAUAUUCAGCUACUCACAUGACCUUCUUUCAAUUUUUCUGAAAAUUUCUCUUUGUACCAGAAAUUUUAUACCUCCUGAUUUGAGCAUUUCAUCUGUGAUCUUACCUAUUUGUAUAGUUUAAUAAUGAGUUUGAAUGCAGUCUCAAGAUCAAGUAGGUUGCCUUUUGUUUUCAAUUAAUGAAAUAGAACGGUCUGUUUUGCACUGUACUAGUUUUGCACUAGGUUUUUGUAUCAUAAAUCCCUCUGCAUCAUGAAUAAAAUAUUCUUCGUUAUAUAACUUA